Molecule: messenger RNA, 539 nt
Organism: Leptopilina heterotoma
Lineage: Eukaryota; Metazoa; Arthropoda; Insecta; Hymenoptera; Figitidae
Exons: 5
Coding region: 23-433 (136 amino acids)
Molecular function (GO): odorant binding
Source: RefSeq, a predicted model, not a curated record
AGUAAAGUUAAAUAAGUGAAGAAUGAAGUGUAUAUUAAUUUUAUUUGGAAUUACUUUUUUCCAAAUCGGUUAUAUUAAAUGUGUUGAUGAUACAAUAGAUAAAAUUGCACAAUGUUCUGCAGAUCUUUUAAUUCCUUACUUCAGGUUAGAAGCCGUGAAAAACUCAUCAAUGGAUGGUUAUUGUCGUACCGCAAAAUAUUAUAAAAAAAUUGAUGUAAUUGAUGACAAUUUAAAAGUAAAUGAAGAAAAUUUAAAGGCAUAUUUAGAAAAAAAUUUAAAAGACAAAGACAAAUUGGAAAUAGCAUUAAAGAGAAGAAUGGAAUGUAUCCCUAAAGAUAUAAAAGAAAAAUGCGAAUUUGUUGGAGUUUGGAUUUUGUGUACAAAUUCCAUUAUAAGGAAAUCUAAAAAUGAAAAAAAGCAGCGAAGAAAAUAAUUAAAAUAUGAUUGUUGAGAAAAAUACAAAUUUUAAUCGAAAAAUGAUUUAUCUAUACAAUCGUCAUUUUGCGAAAUGUAUAAACUUAUACAAAAAAGAUAAUUAA